Molecule: messenger RNA, 1170 nt
Organism: Saccoglossus kowalevskii
Lineage: Eukaryota; Metazoa; Hemichordata; Enteropneusta; Harrimaniidae
Cellular component (GO): nucleus
Source: RefSeq, a predicted model, not a curated record
AUUUCCUCAUUGACGUCAUAAGCACAUUGCGCAAGUCUGUCCACUUGUCAGUGAAAUACCCGGAUGUUGGGAUACCCUAUAACACUUCAUUUGACCCGUGCAACACGUUGGAUUGUUUGUAUAGUAUUUUGAUAUUAAUUCAUUGAUAUUUGUAUCAAGCAUAGCAGUUUGUGGAUUUCGAUUUAUAAACUCAGGGUAUCACACACAAACACAGGAUGGGCAGACAUAAAAGGAUAAAGAAAAUAGACCCGUUUUACCAGGGAAAGGGAAGGGAAUCCACCACAGAUGCCUCCAAGAAAUCAGCAACUAGCAAAGGAAAACCAAGACCUAGGUUACGCAAACAUGAACAAAAAGAUGAUUUACGACCAAAAAAUAUCAAUGAACAGGAGAAGAUGUCACAGAGGUUUAAACUAUUUGCAGAAUCAAUAAAGGAAGCAAAAAAACACAAGUUAUCUGAAGGAAAGAAGAAGCAAAGGAAUAAAUAUAAAGUUAGCACCCCCAAUCAGAAAUUGAAACCUGAAGAUAGGGGAGAAUCUGGCAUGGAAGAAAUCACUUUUACACCCAAAUCAUGGGAGAGUGAAGAAAGAUUUAUCCGGAGAAUGGACAAAGAAACGUAUGAGGUAUUUGAUGGUGUUAAAAUGGUGGAAAAACUUGAACAAGGCAUGGAAACAGUACCAGAGCUACAAGAAUCAACUAAAGAUAAGAGGGAUAAAAAGAAAGAGAGACUAGUAAGAAAGAAAGAAAAAGUUAAAGCCAAGAAAAUGAAAAAAGUACAUGAUGCCUUGGAAAAGGAAGUAUACAUAGAUAGAGUUAAAUUUGGUGAGGUUGUUAUGGAGCCACCGAACAUCAGAGCAAAACCCAGGAAAGCCAGCGGUAUUACCAAGCCAAGACAGAAAAUGCUAUUACUGAAUAAAAUUCUCGAAAAAUCAUCAAAGCCAGUCGUUAAAACACAGAAGAAAACAUCAAAUAGAACAAAAGCAAGCAAGAAGAGGAAACACAUGUCUGUGGCGGAAAAGAGAAUAUUUGAUAAAAGCCAGGCAUCAGCCAUACAAGCAUACAGGGAUGUCAAAAAAGCCAAAAGAACUCAAAAUACAUAAAGAAAAUUGAUUCGACUUGUUUCUAUUACACAAAUGUAAAUGACUUCAUCUACAAGACUCACCACAAAGUGUG